AUGGGACGAAUGACCUUUCUCGAACUGGCGGCAGUAUGCCUCCUUUCUACCACCGUCCCCUCAGCAACAGCACUCUCAGCAGCGGAACAAGCAGCACAAGUUCUGGGGCUCCUACCAAGAGCCAGUACAUGUUCCCUCUCUGGCUUCGCACCAUGCAACCAGGAUGGACUACCUGACAAUUUCUGCUGCCCGACAACAAGCACCUGCGUCCCCUUCAACAACAAGAAGUCUGCGAUCUGCUGUCCAACAGGCCAGACCUGUUCCGUCAUAACAGCUAUCAGCUGCGAUAUCACCCAACAGAAUGCAACUCUACAUCCUGAGAGCCAGCUGUUUAGCACGGAUUUGAGCGGUCCUUUGGCAUCUUGCAACGGAAAUAGGUGUUGCCCCAACGGCUACAGCUGCCAAAGCGACCAGUGUAUUCUCACCACAUCCUCAAUCACAGCAUCGACCUCUUCGACCACAGCUACUUCCUCCUCUUCAAUCUCUUCCCCCAAAACCACCAGCUCGAGCUCAUCCGCAUCCGCAUCGGCCACAACGUCACCAACUUCCACGUCCGCUACCGCCACUUCGAUAGCCUCCAAUCUUUCAACCGCCCACAGCUCAAUACCACAGGCACAUUGCCCUCAAUUUACCCCUGCAGGUACCCUGGUGGGAUUCUUCUCAGGCUUAGCCAUUGGCAUCCUUCUGACCGUCGCCUUCCUCUGUUGCUUCGGCCAUCGACGCCAUAAAGAACCCUCCUCCCCUACCUCGCCCGAUUUCUCCCAUGUCCGAGCUUCGAUAUCCGACCCUAUCUAUAAGUCUGAGGGUAUGGACGCUGUACGUGCCGAUUUUCUACGAAAAGAAUCCAAACCCCGCAAAUCUUUGCGCUCCAUGUUCUCAAGGUCAUCUACGGUGAGAUCUCGCAGCGCGCCCGUCGAUGGCAUUGGCAGGAGCAUAGUAAACGUACCGCGGACACCGGUCAAUCAGCGGUCACCAUCACCGCGGAUGAGACACGAGCCGAGUAUGGAGAGCAUCAAGAUAUACAGCCCGCCAGGAGGAGGACUCGGAAGGCCGGGGACACAGUUGGCUGAUAUGCUAGAUGAAGUCGGAUGGGAUCCUACAAAGCCCUACAUUGGAAGUCCAGGCCGGGUGGAUCCCAGGAGCAGAGGGUUAGGUGGUUGA
Messenger RNA from Letharia columbiana, 1161 nucleotides. RefSeq lists its product as uncharacterized. The record is from RefSeq and is a predicted model, not a curated record. The transcript has a single exon. NCBI's taxonomy places the organism in Eukaryota, Fungi, Ascomycota, Lecanoromycetes, Lecanorales, Parmeliaceae. The coding region runs from base 1 to 1161 and encodes 386 amino acids.